Molecule: messenger RNA, 1944 nt
Organism: Callithrix jacchus (white-tufted-ear marmoset)
Lineage: Eukaryota; Metazoa; Chordata; Mammalia; Primates; Cebidae
Gene: P2RY11
Product: purinergic receptor P2Y11
Biological process (GO): G protein-coupled receptor signaling pathway; calcium-mediated signaling; neuronal signal transduction
Cellular component (GO): plasma membrane
Molecular function (GO): neurotransmitter receptor activity; G protein-coupled ATP receptor activity
Source: RefSeq, marked validated
UUUAAGCAGAUGAGCCUGAACCCCCAGCUGGCUGUGGCACAAUGAGGAAGGAAACGUGGGUGGAAACAGGAUGCUCUCGCCUGCUCUGCUGGCUGGCCCCGGAACUGGGGGAGGGACUGGGGCUUGGCCACAGGAGACUCAGGAGGGACAGCGGAACUGGGUUGCAGACAGGCUCAGGCUCGGCACAGAGAGCGUGGGAGCAUGGCAGCCAACCACUCAGGUGCCAAGGCCUGCCCUGUCAACUUCCUGGUGGCUGCUGACCACAUCCUCAAUACAUUCCAGGGGGACUUCCUGUGGCCCAUACUGGUGGUUGAGUUCCUGGUGGCCGUGGCCAGCAAUGGCCUGGCCCUGUACCGCUUCAGCACCCUUGAGCAGCGCCCAUGGCACCCCGCUGUGGUCUUCUCGGCCCAGCUGGCAGUCAGUGACUUGCUUUGCGCCCUGACGCUGCCACCACUGGCCGCCUACCUCUAUCCCCCCAAGCACUGGCGCUACGGGGAGGCCAUGUGCCGUCUGGAACGCUUCCUUUUCACCUGCAACCUGCUGGGCAGUGUCAUUUUCAUCACCUGCAUCAGCCUCAACCGCUACGUGGGCAUCGUGCACCCCUUCUUCACCCGCAGCUACUUGCGGCCCAAGCACGCCUGGGCCCUGAGUGCCACAGGCUGGGUCCUGGCUGCCCUGCUGGCCGCACCCACGCUCAGCUUCUCCCACCUGAAGAGGCCACAGCAGGGGGUGGGCACCUGCAGCGUGGCCAGGCCCGAGGCCUGCAUCAAGUGUCUGGGGACAGCAGACAGCCACCGGCUGGCAGCCUACAGAGCAUAUAGCCUGGUGCUGGCAGGGCUGGGCUGUGUCCUGCCUCUGCUGCUCACGCUGGCGGCCUAUGGUGCCCUCGGACUGGCCGUGCUGCGCAGCACGGGCAUGACUGCAGCCGAGAAGCUGCGCGUGGCAGCACUGGUGGCUAGUGGCGUGGCCCUCUACACCAGCUCCUAUGUACCCUACCACAUCAUGCGGGUGCUCAAUGUGGAGGCUCGGCGACGCUGGGACAGCCACUGCCCAAAUUUUACGGAUGUGGGCCAGGCCAUGGCGGCCCUGGAGCUGGGGCCCUACGUGGGCUACCAGGCAAUGCGAGGCCUCAUGCCCCUGGCCUUCUGCAUCCACCCACUGCUCUACAUGGCCGUGGUGCCCAGCCUCGGCUGUUGCCGCCAACACUGCCCCGGCUACAGAGACAGCCGGAGGCCAGAGGAUGGCAAGAGCACCGGCCAAGCCCUGCCCCUGAAUGCCACAGCCACUCCUGAACCAUCCGAGCCUGUCCCAUGAGGUGAGCCUGUGAUGUGGCCUGGCUGAAGCCACAUUCCAGGUGUCAUUCCAAGGUGCCACUUCCCCCAGAAAGCAAUGCCUCUGACUGCAGCCAGAUUGGGCCUGCUGCAGCCCAGGCGGCAGUCGCCUUUCCCACUCAGAGCGCUGGCCAUGGAGACUAUGCAGGGUCAGGGACCAAACCCACACCCAGGGAAGGGGAGGGGCUGGCCCUGCCACAGGACUGGAGAUGCAAGAAUAAACAGGACGGGGUAGAGAGAGAGGAGCCUUUUUAUUGCCCUUGGAGCCCAUGCUCUCAGAGGCUGCCUUCUGUCGCCAAGGGUCCUAGGCCGAGCAUCCGGUGGCAGCUGGCUUAGUUAGUGGAUGGCCUGGGGAAGGCAGGAGGAGGGUGGCAUGGUGUGAGACCUUGGGGGGCACCCCAAGACUCCCGACACCCAAGUGGCACCUCAUGGGUGGGAGCAAAGAUGGGGUAAUACAAGGACAAAGGGGACACAGUCAGAUGGCCAGUCUCAAGGCCUGACCCAAAGACUGGCAGGGACCCUGGGGCACAAGAGCUGCCACCCAGAAACCCUCUGCCAGGUUUUGGAAAAAGACAAGGACUGUCCCCUCAAAACCAACCUGGGGACUAUUAAA